Molecule: messenger RNA, 2046 nt
Organism: Exophiala dermatitidis NIH/UT8656
Lineage: Eukaryota; Fungi; Ascomycota; Eurotiomycetes; Chaetothyriales; Herpotrichiellaceae
Product: F-box and WD-40 domain-containing protein CDC4
Exons: 3
Coding region: 1-2046 (681 amino acids)
Molecular function (GO): protein binding
Source: RefSeq, a predicted model, not a curated record
AUGGAUCUCGACGAUGACAACCGUGUUAUGUCUUUGGACCGACCGCUAUCCCCUAUGCCUUCGCGGAUGAUGACCAUAGACCCUGACCAACUCGCUGGGCGCUCCUACAAUGGCCGACCGGCUGCCAUCGACCAAGAAAACGAUGGUCAUUUUCCUGCGCCUCAAGACGCAUCACGUUCCACCAGAACUCGACACAGUGUAUCGCAACCGCGCCCGAAACGGCUGUCGACCUCAACCAAGGCCGGAAUUCCUCUGAAUAUACUUCCCUCCGCCCCCGCCUCUCCUCCUACGCCCGCACCUUCUCCGACCCCGUAUCAAAGGGCUCCUAGUUGGAACACUGCCGGCGAGAAUGAGGAUGCCUUUCUCAGAGACGCCCGGGAGCACUUCUCAAACCUGGAUGCUUCUGGGAGAGAGAGAUUCCUUGCUGAAUUCCUCAAUAUGUGCGACAGUCACCUUCUGAGUUUUGUCCACCAUUUCGUCUCUCCUCGUCUGAAGAAGGACCCUUUCGAGCAUCUUCCGGACGAGUUGUGUCUAAGAGUUUUAUCAUACAUUGACGACCCGCAAAGCCUAGCCCGAGCCUCUCAAGUGUCGCAUCGGUGGCACAAAUUGUUAAACGAUGAUAUGUUAUGGAAGAUCAUGUGCGAUCGACAUGCAUGGCGCAGAACAUCCGGGGCCUCGAAUGAUGACGUUGAAUCGCUGCAUUUACCACAGGCCAGUCAAGGCCCGUAUGUUUACAACAAUCGAUCACCCAAGCGCAACCUAGAUGGUUCUAUCAUUGGCCCGUCUAGCAGUGCGCCAAAUCUGUCGCUAUUGAACCAAGAUCAGGACUCGGCGAGUCCUCGAUCCAAGAAAAGACAAUCUCAUUACUCGCAUUUUAGGCACAAGUACAUGAUUGAGGCCGCCUGGAGGAAAGGCGGUGAGAGCAUCAUCAAGCAUAUCACCCCUGACCAAGGGGUGGUGACAAGUCUGCAUUUGACAGACAAGUACAUCGUUGUGGCCAUGGACAACGCCAAAAUCCAUGUCUUCAACACCGUUGGCGAACAUCAAAAGACCCUGAAGGGCCAUGUAAUGGGCGUCUGGGCUAUGGUGCCUUGGGACGAUAUCCUUGUCAGCGGCGGAUGUGACAGGGAUGUUCGUGUCUGGGACAUGUCCACCGGCAAAAGCAUUCACACGCUAAGAGGCCAUACCUCGACCGUGAGAUGCUUGAAGAUGUCUGACGCCAACACAGCAAUUUCUGGUUCUAGAGACACGACCCUGCGGGUAUGGGACCUCACCACCGGAAUGUGCAAAAACGUUCUUGUUGGCCACCAAGCCAGUGUUCGAUGUCUGGCCAUCCACGGAGACCUGGUAGUUUCGGGCAGUUAUGAUACCACAGCGCGAAUCUGGAGCAUUUCCGAGGGUCGAUGUCUCCGGACGUUAACUGGCCAUUUCAGCCAGAUAUAUGCGAUUGCUUUUGACGGCAACCGCAUCGCGACUGGAAGUCUCGACACCAGCGUUCGGAUCUGGGAUCCUAAGACGGGCAUGUGUACCGCUAUCCUACAAGGACAUACAUCUCUGGUGGGGCAGCUGCAGAUGCGAGGCGAUACGCUCGUGACAGGUGGCUCUGACGGAUCGGUGCGUGUGUGGUCGUUGCAGACCAACACACCUAUCCACCGCUUGGCUGCGCACGAUAAUAGUGUUACGAGUCUGCAGUUUGAUGAUCACCGAAUUGUAAGUGGCGGUAGUGACGGCAGGGUGAAAAUCUGGAGUCUCGAGACAGGCCAGUUGGUGCGCGAGCUCAGUCAACCAGCAGAAGCAGUUUGGAGAGUGGCGUUUGAAGAGGAAAAGGCCGUCAUCAUGGCCAGCCGGUCCAACCGGACUGUUAUGGAGGUUUGGUCUUUUUCACCACCGGAAGAGCCUUGGGAACGAAGGUCAGAGAGUCCGUUGAGCUUACCUGAGCGAAUAUCCGCUGCAGCACAUGAUGAUAAGGACGAUGAUGAACGGACAGCGGGGCGUCCAGAGAAGCAGAGCAGCGGCGAUGUUGAUGCUACUAUGAGCGACGUAUAG